Vollenhovia emeryi is the source of this 3727-nucleotide messenger RNA. It is a transcript of the gene Oatp33Eb, whose product is annotated as solute carrier organic anion transporter family member 1A5. NCBI's taxonomy places the organism in Eukaryota, Metazoa, Arthropoda, Insecta, Hymenoptera, Formicidae. The transcript is spliced from 10 exons. The record is from RefSeq and is a predicted model, not a curated record. Gene Ontology annotation, cellular component: membrane. Bases 216 to 3200 code for a protein of 994 amino acids. Gene Ontology annotation, biological process: transmembrane transport; sodium-independent organic anion transport. Gene Ontology annotation, molecular function: protein binding.
GUAUUCAUCGUCGAAUAGUGCCGCGCCUGUGCGCUCACGUUGAACGCUUACGUUUCUUUCCUGCAACGGCAGAGGUGAAAAGACGGAAAACGAGCUUUCCACGGGGUGAAAUUUUACGCGGGAUGUUGUCGCCAUGUGAGCUUACCACAAAGGUGAAUUAAUAACACGAAAAAAAUAACUAUUUUUAUCAUCAGUGCAAAUCUGAAUAAACAAAAAUGACAGUUCGUUUUCCGGAAGUGAUAAGAAGCGGAUCGGAGGUGGAAGGCGGUUUGUCAGGACCGGCCAAUCCAAUACCUAGUCAAUCAAUCGAUUGCGGCUGCGGACAAAUGCGAUGCCCGAAACUGGCGAAAUUUGCAACGCGAAAACUCUUCGUGGGAUUGGUUUGUUGGAUCGGUGUGGUGCAAGCUGCAUCGUAUGCUUAUUUUCAUGUGACGGGAACCACAAUAGCCAGAAGAUUUCAAUUCGAUCCUUAUGUGAUGGAUUGGAUUCUUGUUGUAGCAGAAUUGACGCCUAUUAUAUUAGGAUUGGCGAUAGCAUAUUGGGGCGACAGAAUACACAGAGCUGCGUGGAUAGGAGCUUUAACACUUUUCCAAAGCGCCUCGUUUUUCAUUUUGAUAAUACCCCAUUUAACACAUCGUGUUCGUGUGAUCGAGGAGACACAGAACAUCACUCAUAUGUCAUUGUAUGCGGAUGAUAGUCCAGAAUUAUGCAUUCCCAGAUCAUCGAGGAUCAUCGUAGAGGAAGACGAACCGUGUUACUUUACUAUGGUCGUCAUAAUUUUUGUAUUAGUUGUAAGCGGGAUUGCAAAUAUCACAUACUAUGCGCUGGGAAUUUCUUACCUGGACGAUAAUACAAAAAAGAAAAACGUGACCACUUUUAUCAGUAUAAUAAUUGCCGUAAAGAUUAUCGGGGUCCUUCUCGGGUAUUUCUUAGGUUGGGGAUGCCUUCGGAUAGACGCGGAAGAUUUCAGUGUUAUAAAAUCGUAUCAGGACCAAAUCGGGGCGUGGUGGCUUGGAUUCCCAAUUCUCUCCAUAUUAUUGGUAAUUCCUGGCUUGCUGCUUUCGUGGUUCCCAAGAAGAUUACCCUCAGAGGUUGUCCAACAAGCUGCAGCUUCACUUCUCGAUCGGACUGCGGUACAUAACCGAGCACCCCAUAGAACGGCCAAUCAAAAGGUCGGCAGUCCUGAUUUUUGGCCGUCAUUAUGCAGAUUGGUUACUAACAAAAUUUUAAUAUUCAAUAUUCUGGCAACGGUAUUGAGCGCCACGGCGCUUCUAAAUUUUAUGGCGCACGAGGAGAGCUUCUUAGAGUCCAGAUUUCACAUAUCCAGACCGACAGGAAUGUUUCGUGGAUUUAACGACCCACUAUCUUUCAGACUAGUCGCUACUAUCGUGAGACCUGUUCUAAUUGGACUGAUCGUAGUCAUCAGUGGCCUAGUAUUAGCCAAGGCAAAGCCACGAGCGAGAUUUGUUAUUGGUUACAGUUUCGUUAUCGUGCUUCUGACAAUAGCGAUUAUCAUCGCACUAAUCUUUGCUGCUUGCGAGAAACCACCAGUCGUCGGUUUAGACAAAGGCUCCGAUACAAUGCUGAGAUAUUGCAACAAAAACUGUCAUUGCUCUAAGGACGCCGAAUUCCGGCCGAUUUGCGACAACUCGGGAAAGUUCACGUACUAUAGUCCUUGCUAUGCCAGCUGCUCUAUAAUUAUUCACGUCAACAACGAGAAGAUCUACAGCGGUUGCGGCUGCGUAGAGGAUCUGGCAGGAUGGAGUAAUGACCAGGCGACAGAUGGUUCGUGCAAUUCGACUCAAUGCCAGGCCGGCUGGAUGCUUUUUGAGUUUGGAGCUGUUUUAGCGUAUGUGUUGAUCGCUUCCACCCUCGUCGGAGAUUUAUUGAUCAAUAUAAGAUCGGUCUACAAACAGGACAAAGCUAUCAGCAUAGGUUUCUGGAUGAUGUGGAUCGGAGUAUUCGUUUACGUUAUUGGCAAAGUUCUUUACGAAUUCGUCUCGCGUCAGGCGUGUCAAUACUGGGGCAAUCAAAAGAUAGUCUGUCGCUUACACGAUACCGACAAACUCGGGAAUUACUUGUGCUAUCUGACAAUACUAUUCUUAUCGCUUAGUGACUUGGUCAAAAUUAUCGUUUGGUUUUUCUGCAAAGAUUUACAGUUAUACGACGAAGAUAAAGACCGAGAAAAUGUUGAGCUACAAGAAAUGGUCGAACAAGCAACAAUAACCGAGCUACCUGAAAUAUUAAACAAUAACGACGAAACGGGACAAGUGGAGGUGGUUGUUGAACCAGAAUCAAGGACAGUACCAGAGACAGCCGAACUGAAAGAAAAAUCACCGGAGGAAAAAGAAGAUACUCAAAAGAGCACGCCUUUGAAGUAUGGCUCGUUGGGUUCAGGCAAUCCUCGGUCGAGCUCGAAUCCACCGACAAAUCACAAUUCGCAAUCGACGAUUCAAAAUCUCGAUUCCGAGGACGAGCUAGACAGUUCGAGCGACGAGAGUAAGAAACGGUCGGGUACACAAGUCGCUUACACGCCGCUGGAACUCGACUCUGAUGUCGAGAGCGACCUCAGUAGCGUCGGACCUAGAUCGAGGAGGCGCAUUCCGAGCAAAGAUUACGAUCAAGCUCACGAGAGCGAUCGCCCAUCGUCCAAGAACGCGUCUCUUGGACGUCAAUUUCCGAAUCCCGAUCACUACGAGGAUCCACGAGGAAAUUCGAGAUUCAAGAGUCCGAAUAGUUAUCAGAACGAUCCCUUGCAGACAAGCAGCUCCGAGUUGGCGAAGAAGGGUCAAGAGAGCGACGCGCCCAAACAGGGCGACUUCAACGAAGUUGGCAUACCGAUAGUGGAUCCGUUUCCGGACGGGAGGAGCAACUCGGGCAGUACUAACACGGGGCACGUGAAGGACGUGAAGUCGCUGAUCGAUCGAUACGAGCAGAACGCGAGUCAGGAAACUCUAGACGAAGAUCGCUUAUCGGUGAAGUCGACAGAGGAUACGAGAAGUCGACCGGAGAGUAAGAUAGGUAUACCUCUGGUCGCUAUGGUACCCGGUAGGUCAUCCUCUCGAGGACAGGCCUCUUCAGGUUUCGGUAGCUUGCCAGAUGUGCAGGACAAGAAUGACCCACAUUCGGAGAGAUCCGGUACUCCCAGUCCGAAAAAUGUCGCUAAAGGCAGCAAAGUAAGGCAUCAAACCGAUCUUUAGAUUCACGAUCGGUCUUACGUGAUAGAUGACGCACGGCACAUGAAAACGACGCGCAGUUUUGCAGAUAUUUAUGGAGAAGCGAGUAAAUCCACUAGUAGAAUAGAAGCACUAUCACGAUAAUUUUAUAUCUGCGAGCGAUAAGAGGCUUUGACUACAAAAGUACACAAUGCUGCACAAUACUAUCUCUGACACCUGUCGCAUUUGAGAUAUAAAACCCCCCCAAUUUAACAUCGCGUUUUGAUAGGCGAACAGUAAAAUUUUAUGUACACUCUCUUUACUUGCGAAUCGUAAUAUCAGUAUAAGUUGCUCCAAUUAUCAUGCAGAAAUAUUGCGAUCGAUAAAGUUAUUUUCAUCUGUGACUCCAAAUAUUUCUAAUAAAGGAUAGCCGGCUAAUAAAAUAUUUACUGUAUUUCAUGGCAUACUUUCAUAUUUGCAGUUAUCCUUUGUAAAACGUAACAUGUGUAUAACAACGUCCAUUAUGAUCCUUCUGAUAUUUAUUACACGAUUAAAAUCUAUCACAUUCCUAA